AAAAAAAUCACAGGUAGAGAGUUUACCUGGACAUUGGAGUAAUCACUACAGUACCUACAGUAUGAUGAUGAUGAUGAAACAGCUUACAUUGAUUCUGCCGUGCUUGGCUCUUUGUAUUGAUGCAGUGUUUGCACAGUGCAAUUUGGCUGGUCAGUGGAAGAAUGACCUGGGCUCUAAUAUGACAAUAUCUGAUGUUUCAACAAAUGGGAUGUUCUCAGGCAGUUAUCUGACAGCUGUAUCUGCCACCAAUAAGACCAUCGUGGUAUCACCUCUUAUCGGAUAUCAGCAAUUAGAUGAGCUUUCAACAUUUGGGUUUACUGUGAAAUGGGAGUUUACAGAUUCUAUUACAGUGUUCACAGGUCAGUGCUUUAUAAAUGAAAAAGGAGACAGAGUUCUGCAAACUAUGUGGCUGUUGAGAUCACUAAGUGAGAAUCUUCAGGAUAACUGGAAGCAAACAAGAGUUGGGUACAAUAUAUUUUACCCAUUGCCCGGAACAUCUUCAGUAAAGGAUUACUCACCAGUUCCCAGACAAUGAAAAGCAUGAAUGUGAAAACAGUGGCAUAUAUAUCAUUUUUUGUUAACAAAACAAUUGCAAUAUUAAACAAUGAUAUAGAGGUUAUAUAUAUUAUUGUGCUCUGUAACAAACACAUAAUUAUUCAGGUAUUUAUAAAUAAGCAAAGAACUAAAAUGUAUACAGGGAAAACUAUAAAAUAAAGUAUUGAGCAAAGGCUGUGAACACUUAUGUACAUGUGAUUUCGUUUUUUCAUUUUAAGAAAUUAGCAAAAAUCUAAAAAAAACUUUUUCACGUUGUCAAUAUGGGGUAUUGUGUGGAAAAUUUUGAGGGGAAAAAAUUAAUUUAUUCCAGUUUGAAAUAAGGUUGUAACAUAACAAAAUGUGGAAAAAGUGAAGCGCUGUGAAUACUUUCCGGAUGCACUGUGUGUGUGUAAUAUAUAUAUAUAAAAAGAAAAAGUGACAGCACUCAAACCGUAGUCAUAAAUGAAUAAAUGGUUCAAGACAGUAAGAUAACAUAGAGGUACUCGCUUUUCCAGCUCAUUGGAAAAACCAAAACAAGCCAGCACUCACGAUUUAGAUGAAGAAACGAAGAAGAUUUAUUCCAUAUCAAGGCAACAUGUGUACAUACAGGCACAGCCCGACAGCUGUUUCAACCAACAUAGGUCUUCCUCAGGGGCUACAAGAGCUGCUACACGCUGUGCCUGGUGGCCACACACACUACUGAGCCUCAUUUUGACUUGUUUUAAGGACAUUACAUCAAAGUUGGAUCAGCCUGUAAUGUGUUUUUCCACUUUCAUUUUGAGU
Messenger RNA from Pseudophryne corroboree (corroboree frog), 1317 nucleotides. Its product is annotated as avidin-like. Gene Ontology annotation, molecular function: biotin binding. NCBI's taxonomy places the organism in Eukaryota, Metazoa, Chordata, Amphibia, Anura, Myobatrachidae. The coding region runs from base 62 to 535 and encodes 157 amino acids. The transcript has 4 exons. The record is from RefSeq and is a predicted model, not a curated record.